This is a messenger RNA of Ostrea edulis (European flat oyster), 740 nucleotides long. RefSeq names its product prolyl-tRNA synthetase associated domain-containing protein 1-like. Gene Ontology annotation, molecular function: aminoacyl-tRNA deacylase activity. Lineage: Eukaryota; Metazoa; Mollusca; Bivalvia; Ostreida; Ostreidae. The record is from RefSeq and is a predicted model, not a curated record. The transcript has 4 exons. The coding region runs from base 203 to 712 and encodes 169 amino acids.
CUAGCUAAAACCCAAAUCGUCACGCAAUCCGGAUAUUGACUCCUGUUAAGCGUACUGCCUACACUUACAGGGAUUAAAGGUACCCCCCAUCAGAGGCAUAAAAAUGUAAAUUUACCCCUAGGGAAAAUGCAACAAUACAGCAGAAUAAGGAAUUUCCGAGAUGUCAGCUCUUCUAUGAUGGAGGACAUUAAAAGAUAUAAAAAUGUCUUCAACAAAAAUUGGCCAAGAUGACUUGUUGAGUAAGCUGGCUGAGUGGAAUAUCCAGACGGAAACCAUAGAACACCCACAGGUCUUUACUGUUGAGCAGGCACUACCAUACCUUGAAAAGAGAGAGGGCAAAUUUGCCAAAAAUUUGUUUCUGAAAGACAAAAAGAAGAGACUUUAUUUAUUUUGUGCACCCCAUGAUGCUGAAAUUAAAUUGAAUGACCUUGCGAAAUUGGUAGGGGCAACAGGAGGGUUAAGAUUUGCUGACUCGAGUGUGCUGGAGGAAAAACUUGGAAUACAACAAGGAUCUGUUUCAGUAUUUGGAAUAAUUAAUGAUACAGAAAAUGAGGUCAAGCUUGUUUUGGACCAGCACCUUCUUGAUCAGACCUACUCAAAAAUAUGGUUCCAUCCAAUGGUUAAUAGUGCCACUACUAGCAUUUCACCCACCGAUCUGAAAACUUUUAUUGAUCACACUAAUCAUGAGGCUCUGAUUGUAGACUUGAGUUGAAAUAAUAAAAUUUUCAUACCAAUUUAAA